UGUUUCGAAAAUGAUAAGAAAGAUAUUUCUGAACCUCACAAAAAAUCCUCUGAAACUAUCUCUCUCUCUUCUCUUUCCCGCUCUAAGCUUAAUUCCAGUACUGGAAGAUUUUUCUAGGGUUUCUCCACUCUCCAAGCACACAUGAAGCUAGAGCUUUUGGGAGGUUUCUCUCCCUCCUUAUCAUCAUCAUCUUCUUCUUCUUCUUCUUUCUUUUCUCCCAAAAUGAUGGCCUUGGGUUCUCUUUCGCUUUGUCCUUGUAGUCUGCUAUGGCGGCCCAACUUCACUAGGCGUUCUGUUUCCUGCUCUAUCGGUUCCCCCAAUGCUGUAGGUGCUUCUAAAUCUAAUGCGUCCGCCCGGAGAAGACCAGGGAGAAAAGAAGGGCCUCGGAAAAGUAUGGAAGACUCUGUUCAGCGCAAGAUGGAGCAAUUCUAUGAAGGGCGUGAAGGCCCGCCUAUUCGUGUUCUACCCAUUGGUGGCCUUGGUGAAAUUGGGAUGAAUUGUAUGUUGGUUGGGAAUUAUGAUCGGUAUAUUCUCAUUGAUGCUGGUGUCAUGUUUCCGGACUAUGAUGAGCUUGGAGUCCAAAAAAUUAUACCUGAUACCACAUUUAUCAAAAGAUGGAGUCACAAAAUUGAAGCGGUUAUCAUUACACAUGGUCAUGAGGAUCACAUUGGUGCGUUGCCUUGGGUGAUUCCAGCUUUGGACUCCAAUACUCCAAUAUUUGCAUCAUCAUUUACCAUGGAGCUUAUCAGAAAAAGACUGAAGGAGAAUGGGAUUUUUGUUUCAUCUAGACUUAAAGUGUUCAGAACUAAGAGGAAAUUUAUGGCUGGACCAUUUGAAAUAGAACCUCUGCGGGUCACCCAUUCUAUUCCUGAUUGUUGUGGGUUAGUUCUUCGCUGUGCUGAUGGUACAAUUCUUCAUACUGGGGACUGGAAGAUUGAUGAGUCACCAUUGGAUGGUAAAGUUUUUGACCGUGAAGGUUUAGAGGAACUAGCAAAAGAAGGAGUGACAUUGAUGAUGAGUGACUCUACAAAUGUACUCUCACCUGGAAGAACAACAAGCGAAUCUCAUGUGGCAGAUGCACUGUUGAGGCAUAUUUCAGCUGCUAAAGGAAGAGUUAUUACCACUCAGUUUGCAUCAAAUAUACACCGUCUAGGAAGUGUGAAAGCUGCUGCUGAUUUAACCGGUCGAAAGCUGGUAUUUGUUGGUAUGUCAUUGAGGACAUAUCUUGAUGCAGCUUUCAAGGAUGGGAAGGCACCAAUUGAUCCGUCAUCUCUGGUGAAAGUGGAAGAUAUUGAAGCCUAUGCUCCGAAGGAUUUGCUAAUUGUCACGACUGGUUCUCAAGCAGAGCCACGUGCUGCUCUGAAUCUUGCAUCUUUUGGAAGCAGUCAUUCUCUCAAAUUGAACGAAGAAGAUUUAAUCUUGUAUUCAGCUAAGGUAAUCCCUGGUAAUGAAUCUCGGGUAAUGGAUAUGUUAAAUCGCAUAUCAGAGAUUGGAUCAACGAUAGUUAUGGGUAAGAAUGAGGGGCUGCACACAUCUGGUCAUGCCUAUCGUGGAGAAUUGGAGGAAGUUCUUAGGAUUGUGAAGCCACAACAUUUUCUGCCAGUACAUGGAGAACUUUUGUUCCUCAAAGAGCAUGAAUUGCUUGGGAAAUCAACCGGUAUCCGGCACACUACUGUUAUAAAAAAUGGAGAGAUGCUUGGGGUUUCUCAUUUAAGAAACAGAAAGGUUUUGUCCAACGGUUUCACCUUACUUGGGAAAGAGAAUUUGCAGUUGAAGUAUAGUGAUGGUGAUAAAGCAUUUGGCACAUCAAGUGAACUUUGUGUUGAUGAGAGGUUAAAAAUUGCAUUAGAUGGCAUUAUAGUGGUCAGCAUGGAAAUUUUACGUCCUCAAAAUGUGAAUGGUCUGUCCGAAAAUACCAUAAAAGGAAAGAUAAGAAUCACAACACGAUGUUUGUGGCUGGAUAAAGGAAAGCUUUUAGACGCACUUCAUAAAGCUGCACAUGCUGCACUUUCAAGCUGCCCUGUAAAUUGUCCUCUUGCUCACAUGGAAAGAACAGUAUCUGAGGUAUUGAGAAAAUUGGUAAGAAAAUACAGUGGUAAAAGACCAGAAGUGAUUGCCAUUGCUCUGGAGAACCCUGCAGCAGUUAUCUCGGAUGAGGUCAGUGCAAGGCUAUCCGGCAAGUCCCAUGUUGGUUUUGAGACUUCAGCAUUAAACAGAAAGAUUGAUGGACAUCCAAAUAAGGGCAAAUCAAAUAAAGUGCAAGCAGAAGUAGAAAAGCGCAAUUCAAAUUUGGACAUCAAUUUGCAACAAGAUUUGGGAGGUGAUGGUGUUGAAAUGGAACUACUACCUGAAGAAGAGACAACAACUUCAACUUCUGAUUCAGACAUGCUAUCUUCUGAUUCAAAGGAAUCAGAUGAGUUCUGGAAACCAUUUACUGGGUCAGCAAUACCUGUUGACAAUGUGGUAGAAGAAAACAAUGGCUCUAUACCAAGCCAGGAGCAAAGUCUGCUUGAGAAGGUUGGUAGGGAAAGCAUCGAAACAACAAUGGAUCCUAAACCCAAGCCUUCCAAACCUGUCAAACGCAACAAGUGGAGCAACCAGGAAGUUAAGAAGUUGAUUGAACUGCGAGGACAACUGGAUGGUAGAUUCCAAGUUGUGAAGGGAAGAAUGGCCCUCUGGGAAGAGAUAUCUAAAGAAUUGUUGUCUGAUGGGAUGAAUCGAAGCCCAGGACAAUGCAAGUCCCGAUGGACAUCCCUGGUUCAGGAAUACGAGGACACCAAAAGUGGAAAGAAAAACAAUAAAUCUUGGCCACAUUUUGAGGACAUGGACAAAAUUUUAUCCAAUUCCGAGGCAAUAGAAGCAAAGUGAUUGCAAGAAAAGAAAGAACACAAUGAAAUGAAGGUUUGAUGGAGUUUUUGGUAACAUUAUUUGUGACCUUGGACUACAGAAGAUCAGAUGACAACUUCUCGGAGUAGUUGGAUCAUUGUAUCUUUGUUUCAAGCUGUGAAAGCAAGCCACUUGGGUCACGACUCACAAGAGCAAAAUUGAGACGGGUAUAUCAUGAAGUUGUACAUUUUUUUUGUAGCUAUAGGACCUCUGUACAUCGUCAUUAAUUGGAUAGAUGGGCUCAAGGGGUAGAGUGAAAUUUUGUUGUGGGGGAAAUAUUAAAUCUGAAAUGGUGGUUCGUUCUUAUAGUUUCAACAAUUUAAUUUUCUGGAUAAAGAAAAUCUGAAAAUUCUUAUUGAAAGUGAGGGCAUCAUAGAUACUCUUCGUUAUAUUAAUAUAUUUAUUUAUACAUUAGUUAAAA
Humulus lupulus (European hop) is the source of this 3307-nucleotide messenger RNA. RefSeq names its product ribonuclease J. The record is from RefSeq and is a predicted model, not a curated record. Bases 142 to 2868 code for a protein of 908 amino acids. The transcript is spliced from 17 exons. Lineage: Eukaryota; Viridiplantae; Streptophyta; Magnoliopsida; Rosales; Cannabaceae.